This is a messenger RNA of Polistes canadensis, 1549 nucleotides long. It is a transcript of the gene C15, whose product is annotated as retinal homeobox protein Rx2. Lineage: Eukaryota; Metazoa; Arthropoda; Insecta; Hymenoptera; Vespidae. The record is from RefSeq and is a predicted model, not a curated record. The transcript is spliced from 4 exons. Gene Ontology annotation, cellular component: nucleus. Gene Ontology annotation, molecular function: DNA-binding transcription factor activity, RNA polymerase II-specific; RNA polymerase II cis-regulatory region sequence-specific DNA binding. The coding region runs from base 1 to 1215 and encodes 404 amino acids. Gene Ontology annotation, biological process: regulation of transcription by RNA polymerase II; animal organ development.
AUGUCGGAACACGGUGAAAGCGAUUUGGACGCGACGGAGGAGAUUAACGUUGACGAUUCUGAUUCGAGAAGUAGUAGUCCACGAAAUUAUACUAAUCACGAGGAUCGAGGAAUGAAUAUCGUUGUACAGGAGACAUCGGAAUGUUCGAAUUCGCCGCCACCGAGUCAGACCAGUUCGAGGACUGUUCAAAACGAAUCACCACGGAGUCAUCCAUUCAGUAUAAGUCGUUUAUUGGGGGAAAGUCAAAGACAAAAAACUAAAAGUUCGUCGGAAGAGGAAGUUGACAGUGAUAAGGAAAGGAAAUGCAUUAGCCAUCGGGGUAGCUCGUCGAAUACGUUGGACGAUGGCCGACGUUCUUGGGGUCAUGAACUCGAAGAAAAAAUGUCGGAGAAGGACGACGACGAUACCGGGAGCACUGCGGAAACGCAAACGACAAAUUCCACGUCUUCGAUUCACUGCACGACUGCAGCCGAUCUUCUUGCUCCCUUCAGAUUAUUUCCAACCGGUUCGAGUCUUAUCUAUACCGGCGGCGGCGUCAUAAGGGUGCCUGCACACCGACCACCCGGUGCCAAUGGUACACCAACCGGUGCCAUACCAGCACAAGCUCUAAUACCACCAUGGAGCUUGCAAGCUCUUCAACAUAGUCAGCAACAGGCAGCAGCGGCUGGUUUGCAUAGGGCGAGUUUACUUGCCAAUUUGGCUGCUCACCCUUUACAAGCUCAUCCACAUCUUAAGGACAGAUUGGCAGUAGCUGGAGCAUUUCCAAGAAGAAUCGGUCAUCCCUAUCAAAACAGGACCCCGCCAAAGAGAAAGAAACCAAGAACGAGCUUCACAAGGAUACAGAUCGCUGAAUUGGAGAAACGUUUUCAUAAACAGAAGUAUCUCGCGUCAGCUGAAAGAGCAGCAUUAGCCAAGUCCUUGAAGAUGACGGAUGCUCAAGUUAAAACGUGGUUCCAAAAUAGGCGGACGAAAUGGAGGAGACAAACAGCGGAAGAAAGGGAAGCGGAGAGACAAGCAGCUAAUCGAUUGAUGCUGUCACUGCAAGCAGAGGCUCUCAAUAAAGUAGCUUACCCAACAACAGUGUCGAGUCAUCCAGGUGGUAAUACGGUUCCUGGUUUGGACAGGCAACAACCACCAACAGCAUUGGCACAUCCAGUGGGCCAGUGGGCCUCGCCUUAUGGGCCUCCUCAGCCUCUUGCCGAACCGAUUUGCUGAACCGUGCCGAUUCUAGUGAAUCGGGGGACACUCGUCCGGUGGUCUUAAACAACCAAACAACCAACAACUAUGACUACGUCUUAUCGUCUUUCUCGCCACGAUUAUAUUAGCUUCUUCGAACUUACAUUCGUUCGAUUAACGGGGAUACAAUUUUUUAAUGGGGAAGUAUAUUAUAAAUACAGAAAAAACAAAGAUAACAUUAUUCGGAUAAGGUUUUUCACCAUGAACGACAACGACGACGAUGAUUCAAAUUGUUUUGGUAUUUUUUUUUUAUAAGCUCGUUUUCUUUCUUUCCAAUUGAUUCGCAGAAAUCUACUUUAUCGAUCGAGUUAUU